Molecule: messenger RNA, 1125 nt
Organism: Trypanosoma cruzi
Lineage: Eukaryota; Euglenozoa; Kinetoplastea; Trypanosomatida; Trypanosomatidae
Exons: 1
Coding region: 1-1125 (374 amino acids)
Source: RefSeq, a predicted model, not a curated record
AUGGAAAUGCAUGCAACUCACGUGGCUGCUUGCAGUCUGAGGCGUCUGCGAUCGUCUGCUGUAACAUCCCGCGUGAUGACAUCAACGCAUCUCUCGUUGCCAUGCCGAUUAAAAUCGUAUGUGCUGAAGUUUCUCCGGGGCCAACUUCCAGAGGACCUAAAAGACCUCAAUGGUGCCCUCGGCUGUUUGUACGGAACGCUGCCCGACGUGGAUGAAUUUGGUCAAUUUGUGAUAGCCCCCGAAAUUGUGGAACGCUUUCACCAACUUGGCUACAUUAAACUACCUCGCCCAGUCCUUGAUGCACAGCAGGUUGAUAAGCUGGCGGACGAAGUGAAUGAACUGGCAAACAAUGUGGAGCAUCAUCCAAAAACGGAGAAGCUAUACGCCACUUCGCUGGCCAAUUUGACAGAGGGACCGCUCUUCUAUUGUCAGGGACAGUGGCGAGCCGCGUGGGGCAUGCAUGAUCUCAUUUACCUCCCCACAAUCACUGUGGCCGCUUCACAGAUUCUUGGCAACUCUAUUGUUCGGCUAUGGUACGACGAAGUCUUUAUGAAAGAGGCCCGUAAGGGACCCUGCGUUCCCUGGCAACAAAAUUACGCCCGCUGGCAGCACACAACACCUGUCAAUCAUGUAACGGUCAUGAUUGCUCUUGAUACAAUGAACAAAGAUCGUGGAGCCCCUUGCUUGGUUCCCGGAAGCCACCGGUGGCGAGAGGGCGGAUUGCUUCCUUCUGUUCCCUACGAUCCCGCCAAGGACGAGGCACAGCAGUUAAACACCAUUUGGGAAAUCACCAACGAGGAAGAGAGCGAAAUGCUCAUGGACACACCUCCAGCGACGGUGGACAUGAAGCGCGGCGAGGCCCUUCUCAUCCAUCCUCUCACACUUUUCGCUACGCACGGAAAUCGCUCGCUGGACGCCGUGCGCUGUUGUUUUAUACAUUACAUGGGCGGUAAGACGUACGCAACCCAGAACGGACCGCUGCUGCCACACACCACCCAAUUCCAGGCGGGCGCUAUGAUUCAGGGGCCGUUCUAUCCGGUGGUAUUCGACCCCGCGAUGACAGAGGAGCUGGCAAUGUUGCCCGGGGAAUCCGCGGCACAGAAAGACAUCACCGAAGAGGUGUAG